Messenger RNA from Rhodamnia argentea, 1379 nucleotides. RefSeq lists its product as uncharacterized. The record is from RefSeq and is a predicted model, not a curated record. The transcript has 6 exons. Gene Ontology annotation, cellular component: mitochondrion. The coding region runs from base 768 to 1277 and encodes 169 amino acids. Lineage: Eukaryota; Viridiplantae; Streptophyta; Magnoliopsida; Myrtales; Myrtaceae.
AAGAGAGGGGAAAAGACAAGUCUCUCCCCGUUCGGCGCCAAAGAGAGCGCGACCGAGAGAUCGCCUGCGAACUCCCCAGUCUCAACUUCCUGCCACUGCAUCCCACCCCUUCAAAACUCGUUCGCCCUCCGCCUCCAUUGAUUCUCCGCUGGACCACACCAAAUUCGUUCGACCCAUAUUUCGUUCGACGGAAGAAAUUCUCCUGGGGGAAAACCAAGUUGCCGAAAUUUCUCCGUCGCGGAACGAUCCAGGUUCUCGUCUCUCUGGCUCAGCGGUUGGCUCCGGAGUCACAUCCCAUGGAGACUGCUGAGAAAGCUGACGAACCCAUCUCCACCGUAAGCUUUGAUAUUGCCGUGUCAGAUUUCUUCGUGUUUCGGUUCUUUUGGGGGUGAUUGGGGUAAGUCGAGAAUACAUGUUGCUGAGGCCAAUUCGCUCGAACACGGAUUAUAUGCCUAUCGAGCUCAAGUGAUUCGUUCAAUUGGGAAGAUUGGAUUUUUCUUUUUCUGCUGGGUCUUGCAUCAUUGCGACAAAAUGAGUGAUGAUUUCUGUUCCGUUGGAACAGCGGUGGUAUGUGAAGCGUUUGCUCGGCUGUUGAGACGUGUUAUUCAUUCUUCAUGACUUGGAGAAAAUCUUAUUGAGCAGCUGCUGGAGGUGGGCAUUUAAUACGCCCUUCGAGACAAUAAGUUGCAUUGGAGCAAGACGGUUCUCAGAAGGUGGCUGGAACAGUCAACUGGGGUACAGCGACUCUUAUUGGAGUGUUUGCUGGCAUGUUAUAUGGAGGUAGCAAGGAGGCAGCUGCUUCUGUUAGCAAGGAUGCGGAAGUGAUGCUAAAACUUGGGAGCACACCCGACAAGCGUGAGCAGUAUCGACUAAUGAGGGAUGCGAUGGAGAAAAGGUUCAUUCGAGUUACACGUGGCUCCAUCAUUGGUGGAGUACGCCUCGGGAUGUUUACUGCUGCAUUUUGUGGUCUGCAAAAUCUGCUAGCUGAGAAACGAGGAGUUCAUGAUGUUUUUAACAUAGCUGGAGCUGGUUCGGCCACUGCUGCAACCUUUGGUUUGAUCUUACCAGGAUCACUAAAGUGGCGUGCAAGGAAUGUUGCUCUUGGUGCAGCUCUUGGAGCUGCAGUUUGCUUUCCUCUUGGUUGGCUCCAUUUGAAGCUAGUGGAUAAAGCAAAUGAAGGGAGUUUGUCUGCUUCCGGUGAUAUGGAUCAAAGGGGAGGGGCAAGGAGUGGUGUCGGCGCUGCAAUUGAGAGGCUUGAAGAGAACCUGAGCAAAUAAACUACCACCGCCCGAGUUUGCCAAUAGCCUCUUUCCGAGCCUUGUUGUUUGUGAUCCCUCGUUCAGAAGAUGGCCAGGCCCGAAAAAGAGAACUGAAUAAUA